Molecule: messenger RNA, 627 nt
Organism: Anthostomella pinea
Lineage: Eukaryota; Fungi; Ascomycota; Sordariomycetes; Xylariales; Xylariaceae
Source: the annotation of a GenBank genome assembly
AUGUCUUCGAAACCAUGGACGCUUCAGGACACCUGUUGCAGUCUUUUCCCGCGAGGACGGGACAUCAAGAGCAUCAUCGGCAUGAAAUGGAAGCUCGGAGAUGCCACGGCGAGAUUCAACUCGAUCCAGAAAGAAGGGCCACAAAUCCAUGCUGAGAUCCAACUGAUGAUGUAUCUAGCUCAGCAGAAGUCAUCGCAAAGCUCCCGUCAGGAACCCAACUGGCUGAUAUAUGGCUACAUCGGUUACAGCAAGAAGUCCUGCUAUCUUUGCAACGAGUUUAUCAAGCGGUAUGACCCUGUCUUUCGAACCCGAGGGUCCCAUGGCGCUCUCUACAGCCAAUGGACCGUUCCACACCUUGAGACAAGCGGCGACCUUGGCGGCGCUUCUGUUCGGAUCGCACGGGCACUUCAUCAGAUCGAACAGGAACUAGUAUCUCUUGCUAGGAAGGAUAAAAGGGGCAAAACUCAGAUUGCUGCAGUGAAACAAUCAUCAGUAGGUGGCUCUUCCUGUGCAACCGCAUUGCCGGGCGACAAGGGUGACACAUCGAAAUGGAGGCAACUCUUGAUCAGUUCGCAUUUGGAUGAGGAGAGAAUGCGCAACAUUCGAACACUAUUCGGUUGGUGCUAA